UGUCAAUCCUUGUACUUUUGCUUGAAGUGCGUUGUAGCGAGACAAUUGUCCAUUAAAAAUAUCUGUUCUAGUGCUUAUCAAUGCUAUUUACGUAAACGAUCUAAUGUACAAUUUUUCAAAGGUUCAAUUCAGAUUAAAAAUUCGAAAAAUCAAAAUCUAUUUCACAAGAUCAACUAACGAUUUUCCAUAGGAAAAAAUGCUACUUGGAAACUAAAGAUCAAAUGUAAUUGAUUUUCGUAUAAUUCUAUUAUAUUCUAGUAAGACCCCCUAAAAACAAUUAGUUGCCUUUGAAUUUUCUUUUCGUCAUUUUAAAAAUACUUAAGCGUUCAGUCAGCAGAAAAACUGAGAAUUGAUUGAAAAUCUACAUUUAAUUCAAAGCAUUAUGUCGUAAGUACAGCAAUAUUACAUAAAAGUGUGUAGUCUUGUACAUUAGUUGAAUUUGUUUUAAUUUAAUUGAAGUGAAGAGGAUCUUGCUAAGAAAUCCAUGGACGAACCUACAAAUUGGUACGAACAAGGAUACGAAGAACGAAAGACAAUAAUUGCGGAAACUGGUGAACGACGAAAUAUCGCCCUCAAAGAAUAUUUACUGUUGUCGAAGAAAUACGAUCAAUUGAAACGAAAUUUUUACAAUUUGACGGAUACCGCAGUUGAAGAAAAUGCCAUAUCUGAAGAAGGUAUUUUAAUUUCCUAAUUGUGUGCAGAAACUUUUUCGAAUUUCCGUUCUUUAGAAUGUGCCAUCAUAUUCCUUUCGCUUUUCAAAUAUGACAAACAUGUUGAGAGUGACAAUUUCGUGUCUUUUUUUCAUAAGUUUUUCCUUAAGAUUAACGACGAUCUGUAAUUGUGUCUUAAUCAUCAUUUCGUUACGGCAAUGCACCUAACUAUUAUAGCUCUUCUGCAAAAAAAUUUCAAAUUUUCUCCACUCCUCUGAACAUCGUUGAACAAAAAUUUCUUCUCAAUCAGAUGGACGAUUUUACAAAUCAGAAGUGAAGCACGUCGAUAAAGACGUGCAGGCGAAAAGCAAUGAAAUUCGGAAUUCGAUUCACGGAGACCGAACUAAUGGACAUGGACAUAAAAGACAACCAUUUUAUAAAAAGCGAUGAAUACAAACAUUUAAAAACGAAUUAAUAAAUAUUGGCUAAUUGCAAAGACACAAAUUUGGCUUUUUUGUUAAACAGUAUAAAUAUCAUCAAAAUUGUCGACUUUUACCCAAGUGUCCACAGUAAUGUCAAGUAGCCUCAAUGUGGACAGUAUACAAAUUGGAAUUCUUUGGAAAACUACUGUGAAAAUUGUUGCGCUUAUUGUCCUUUUAAUAAUGUUUAUUGACCAGGACUUUAUUCAUAAUAACGAUAAACCCACUCUCAUAAAUAUUGAAAAAUUGAUCAACAUUGCAAUUGCCAUGCAGCACAAACUCAAAUCAAACCUUACCAUAAUUCUUUCGUUACUUAUUCCUCAUUUUUCAGAAUAUGUUGAAUGCUGCAAUCGGAAACAAAUUUGUCCCAAGUAAAAAUAAGGUCUCACAAAUGUCUAAUCUGUCGAAAUCAGAUAUCUCAAGUCUCAUUGAGUCUAGAAGAACAAUAGAUUAUGAGACUUAAGAUAUCUGAUUUCGACAGAUUUAGCUUUUGAGAUAUCUCACUUCAAAAUUUUUUUCACUCGAGACUGGUACUUAAAAAACUCACUAUACAAGUAGUGUUGUAUACAUCUGAACCGAAGGCGAAGUAUAAAACUAACCUUUUGUUUCAUUAUUGAUUUACUUCCGUAGCAUACAAUGUAAUCUACUAGUACAGUGAGACGUAAUCCCUACGAAAUCCACAAGUCACAUAAGGAAAAUGCUUGCUCACAAUAAUUUCAAAAAGAAAAAAUGAUAAAUGUUUGACUGACCCGAGAGUUUUCUAUUCUUUCAGUGACAUCCCUGAUGUUUGACUGACCCGAGAGUUUUCUAUUCUUUCAGUGACAUCCCUAGUGAAAAACGAAAGUUUCAAAGGUUCGAAAUAAGUAGUCUCAUAUCUAUUGUGACGUGAGACUACGUUUUUCACCUAUCACAUAAAAAACUUUACUCGUCUAAAUUUUCUUAGUGAGCAUAGAAUUGAAAUUCAUUCAUUCUUCUCUUAGCAAGCCUUUCAAGAAAGUCAUUCAAUUUUCUUCCUUUCAAAGAAAAAUAUUUAAUUUUUGCUUCUCGUAAAAAAUCUAAAGAUGCCGCCGAAACGCAAGCCAGAUAAUAACAAUCAAAACGAAAAUAAGAAAGUAAAAUUUGAUCCGUGGAACAACCAACCAAUUACACCACCGGAAACGCCAACAUCAAGUUGCAGCAAAUACGAUUACAAUGUCUGGAAUAAGUCUGAAGAGACAAGUGAAAAAUCACCAAUUCAAUUGUCUGAGUUAUCGGUAGGCGUGAGGUACGUAACUACUACUUCUUUCGAUCAAAAAUCUUUAAGGAAAUAUUUUAAUAGCAACAACCGUCCAGUAACAUUCCGAGUGUCAUUUAAAUCAGAAAAACGCCCCACUAAAAAUGGAGACAUGUUCGUCUUCCAUGCGAUGGAUGGAGAUCAAGAAGUUCAGGUCACUGUAUUUCCUCAGCAAACGGAAACGUUCUUCGAUGUUGUUGAGUUCAACAAAGCAUAUAGACUCACCAACUUCAAUGUCAAAAAUGAAUCCAAAGAUUUCCCAUUAUUUGUUGGAUGUGGUCUAUACAUUUGCUUGCUGAGUGCAUCAAAAAUUGAGAAAAUUGAUGACUCGUCCGUAUCGCAAUUACGAUUUAAUUUCUCAAAGAUAGAAGAGAUCAAAUUGUUUGAGAAAAGCUCCAGAUGUGAUUUUAUUGGAAUCAUUGCGCGUAAUUGGGGAUCUCAAUCUGUCGGUCAAAACAAGAUCAAGCGCGACUUGACCAUCACUGACUACUCAAAGCAAUGCAUUCUCUUGACUUUGUGGGGCACUGCAUACAACGAUUUUGAAUCUGAAGGGACACCUGUGCUCAUCCACAAUGGUAUUCUCAAUGAAUAUAAUGGAUCGAAAACCAUUACUAUCGCACAAAAUACCUUGUUCAUACCAAGUCCAGAUAUCAAAAUUGCACAAGACAUGAUGACUUGGUACGAACAAGAGAUAAAAAAAUGAUUUUCACAUUGAAUUUGUCAUUACAUUGUUAAUACAAUAAAUAAUGAAUGAUUUUUGAACACGAU
Molecule: messenger RNA, 3170 nt
Organism: Bradysia coprophila
Lineage: Eukaryota; Metazoa; Arthropoda; Insecta; Diptera; Sciaridae
Product: replication protein A 70 kDa DNA-binding subunit-like
Source: RefSeq, a predicted model, not a curated record